AUGCCUCUGGGCCUCUUUGGCUCUCAUUCAAAACCCCAGCCGUUAACUAGCGUCGAUAGUGGUGGCCACAAAGAGAAGAAAGAAGGGCCGGAGAAGGAUGGUCGUGGUACGGUGCUUCGCUUAGAGAGGACCACUGUAACUAUUGAGAAGAAACUUGCUGAGGGAGGAUUCGCGAUAGUAUACCUGGUGACUGACAAGCACAACCGCCAGUAUGCCUUGAAACGUCAGUUUAUCAAUGAUGACAGCAAGCGAGUCGAUGCAUGCCGACGAGAAUAUCAGAUUGUUAGCAGUUUGAAAGGGCACAAGAACAUCGUGAGUUAUGUGGACCAUAUUCUCUACAAAAAUAAGUUUGGUAUUUAUGACUACAUGUUGCUAACGGCAUACUAUAAGAGUGAGUUACUACGCUUCUUCUUUUUCGUUGAUUUAAUUUCGUUUAAUUACCUAAUCCUAAUUACUCACAAAUUUUGCUACUUUCAAAAAUCUAUUGAUUGA
This is a messenger RNA of Angiostrongylus costaricensis, 492 nucleotides long. Lineage: Eukaryota; Metazoa; Nematoda; Chromadorea; Rhabditida; Metastrongylidae. The record is from the annotation of a GenBank genome assembly.